Messenger RNA from Amaranthus tricolor (Joseph's coat), 1014 nucleotides. Its product is annotated as cytochrome b5-like. The transcript has 3 exons. The record is from RefSeq and is a predicted model, not a curated record. Lineage: Eukaryota; Viridiplantae; Streptophyta; Magnoliopsida; Caryophyllales; Amaranthaceae. Gene Ontology annotation, molecular function: heme binding. Bases 323 to 754 code for a protein of 143 amino acids. Gene Ontology annotation, cellular component: intracellular membrane-bounded organelle; membrane.
UUCUUUUUAGCUGUUGUUUUUAGAAUUCAAUUUUUGAUCGUCGUCAUCUUUGGAAUUUUAUAAGUUCAAGUUCCUUUAAAUUGACCGCUUUUCAUCCAACAAUCCCUUAAUUAAUUAAACUAUUGAAUUCAGAAGCAAAUUUGACUAUUUAUCAUUUUCUCCCUCUCUUCUAAGGUUUCCUUAUUGUCUCUCUAGAAUCUUCUUUAUAUAGUUCAGAUUUUUAGCUCAUUUUUUCAUCUGGGUCUGAUUUCUUUUGUUCAUAUUUCUCCUUUAUUUUUGGGUGUAGUUUAGCAGGUGGAAUUUGGAAAUAUCAACAAAAAAAAUGAGUUCAGAUCCCAAAGUUCAUUCCUUUCAGGAUGUUGCUAAGCACAAUCACAAAGAUGAUUGUUGGUUGAUCAUUUCUGGGAAGGUCUAUAACGUAACUUCCUUUCUAGAUGAUCAUCCCGGUGGUGAUGAUGUUUUGAUCCAAGCAACUGCGAAGGAUGCAACGGACGAGUUUGAAGAUAUAGGCCACAGCGAGAACGCAAGAGACAUGUUGAAGGAUUACUAUGUCGGUGAAAUUGACGUCUCCACCAUCCCAGCAAAAAAGGUUCCUACAAAGCCUCAGUCUCAACCGUCUAAGGCGACUACUCAGCCCUCUCAGAGCUCCGAAUCUUCCGGCUUCUUGAUCAAGCUAUUGCAAUUCUUGCUUCCCUUGAUCGUAAUUGGUUUGGCAUUUGCCUUGAAGAAUUAUAAGAAAGAGUCGACCGACUAGGUUCUUAAAACUCAUCAUCAACAACCCAGUAUUCCACAAAGACUAGUUCGUAAAACUAAUAAACAAAAUUGGUGGAAUGAAGAUGAAUACUCAAGUAAAAGUGAUGCGUCUUUGAGCUUGUUGGAUUUUUUCUGUGAUUUUUAUAGGUUUUGUCAAAUUUUAUUCACUGUUUUAAUACUUUUGAAGGUUAAUUUUAUUUGUGGUGAUGGAUAUUAAUUCAAUAACAAAUGAGCAGUGUUUGCUGCAUAACUUUUAUAUUA